AUCCAAUCCAUACCAAAACAUUUCCAAACAAACAUGGCGCUUAGUUGUCCGUGAUCCGCGGUGUCCGCAGCAUAUCCGUUGUAUCUGGAGGGCCGUUUCGUGGCGUGCUACGGAACGAAUAAAUUAACGUGACUGUUCUGUGGCGAUAUCCGGCAUGGACUACGAUUACCAGGUUUGCGAGGACUCGGACAGCGAAGGCUACGACAGUAGCAGCUCGGAAGAUGCCUUCGAAGCUUACGUUCGCCAGAAGUAUCUAUCCCAGCCUGAUCAGGUAGAUGAUUUCGACAAGGAGAUGGAAAACGAGCUCUCUGCUACCUUUAAAGUUUUCGAGCAGAGACAGCUGUUCGACGCCGCUUCUACAGAUUCCCGAAUCAGCGCUGGUCCGGCCGGUCAACGGCUGGCGGUGAAAGGUCAGCAAGCACACACUACCGAAAAACCUGGCCAGUCAGGAGGUGGUCUCCAAGAUGCAAACACAGAGAGUCGCAAAGCAGAGGACUCGGCGCAGAUGACCGCAGCAGACGGCAGCUCACCUAAGGUGAAAGAAGAGGACGACAAAAAGACCGAGAAGAGCGGUCCGUCCAACGACGACCUCUUCUACGAUCCAGAAAUGGAUGACGAAGAUGAAAAAUGGGUUAACGAACAACGGCGAAGCUGCAUAUUUCCCGACAAGUCUGAGCACAAGGACGGUGGUAAAGCCAAGCCAUUGCCUCAGAGUGAUGCUGUCCUUAAUUGUCCAGGCUGUAUGACGCUUCUCUGCCUCGACUGUCAGCGGCAUGAAAUCUACAACACGCAGUACCGUGCCAUGUUUGUGAAGAAUUGUGUUGUCAACAGAAAAGAAACACUCAGAUGCCUGCCAUCGAGGUCGUCAUCAAAACGCCGCCAAAACCUUCCUGAAGGUGUAAAUGACCCACGUGACAUCUUCAACCCUGUACAGUGCGAAGUUUGCCGUACAGAGGUUGCAGUGUACGAUAGUGAAGAGGUGUACCAUUUCUUUAAUGUCAUCGCUAGCUUUUCAUGAGCGAUAAAUUCCUUGUUCGACUCGGCUGUUUUAAGGGCAUGUACAUAGACCACUGUAAAUAAAAGCUCACAAAGUGCUCUA
This is a messenger RNA of Dermacentor silvarum, 1099 nucleotides long. RefSeq names its product E2F-associated phosphoprotein. Lineage: Eukaryota; Metazoa; Arthropoda; Arachnida; Ixodida; Ixodidae. Bases 155 to 1018 code for a protein of 287 amino acids. The record is from RefSeq and is a predicted model, not a curated record. Gene Ontology annotation, biological process: positive regulation of cell population proliferation. Gene Ontology annotation, cellular component: nucleus. The transcript is spliced from 4 exons.